AUGCCCUUGAACAUCCCAGGCAUUCUUGUUCCAUUUCACCUGCUCAAAAAUCCAAGACUUGUCAUUCCCCAUGUAACAGUAAAAGAUAUUCGUCAAAUUGAUUUUUUGGCACUUCGAAAUGCAGGUUACAGAGGAGCAGUCUUUGAUAAAGACAAUUGCUUGACGAUCCCGUAUAAAGACACCCUUGUGCCACAGCUCAAGGAUGCCUGGAGGGAAUGUCGUGAGGCAUUCGGAGAGGAAAACGUAAUCAUCGUUAGCAACUCUGCUGGCACCAAAUUUGACGCCGGAGGAAUCCAGGCAGAAUCCGUGUCAUAUCACCUCUCUGUCCCGGUUCUCCGACACGACACUCUUAAGCCUGGUUAUUCCUGCAUUACUUCGAUACGCACCUACUUUUCGUCUCUUCACGUUCCAAUCCCGGACAAUGAACUGGUUAUAGUCGGAGACCGUAUAUUUACGGAUGUGACCAUGGCAAACAGAAUGUGCUCUGGCUUCCCCUCAUCUUCGAGUGAUGCACCCGCUCGUGCAAGGAUUGGCGGCCCUCUUGCCAUCUGGACGGAUGGUGUCUGGCAAAAAGAAAGCAUGAUAAUGCGAUGGGCCGAGAAGCGCUUGGUGGACGUGGUUCGAAAGUGGACGAGACACGGGGAAACGUCUUCCGUGGGUUCCGACAUAUUCGUGAGGGAACUUCCUUCCCCGGAACCUCGCAAGACUAGGAGUGCACUUACCACAUUGUUGGACUUGAUGAAACGGAGAUAGCAUGGUCGGCAACUUUUCUGCAUAUCAUAUCAUCCGCGACUUGAACGUUAGUUCAAGUUUGUUGACUGGUGGUUGGUUACAGUCGCCA
Molecule: messenger RNA, 841 nt
Organism: Suillus bovinus
Lineage: Eukaryota; Fungi; Basidiomycota; Agaricomycetes; Boletales; Suillaceae
Product: HAD phosphatase
Exons: 5
Coding region: 1-753 (250 amino acids)
Molecular function (GO): phosphatidylglycerophosphatase activity
Source: RefSeq, a predicted model, not a curated record